This is a messenger RNA of Gekko japonicus, 958 nucleotides long. RefSeq names its product polycomb group ring finger 1 (gene PCGF1). Gene Ontology annotation, molecular function: promoter-specific chromatin binding. Gene Ontology annotation, biological process: negative regulation of transcription by RNA polymerase II. The record is from RefSeq and is a predicted model, not a curated record. The transcript is spliced from 9 exons. Lineage: Eukaryota; Metazoa; Chordata; Lepidosauria; Squamata; Gekkonidae. Gene Ontology annotation, cellular component: PRC1 complex. Bases 35 to 958 code for a protein of 307 amino acids.
CUCCGAACCCGGAAGUGCGCGGGGCGGCCCCAAGAUGGCGUCUCCCCCUCCUCCGGGGGGCCCGAUGGCGAUCGCGAUGAGGCUCCGCAACCAGCUCCAGGCCGUCUACAAGAUGGACCCGCUCCGCAACGAGGAGGAGGUGAAAGUGAAGAUGAAGGAGCUGAACGAGCACAUUGUGUGCUUCCUGUGCGCCGGCUACUUCAUCGAUGCCACCACCAUCACGGAAUGCCUGCACACCUUCUGCAAGAGCUGCAUCGUGAAGUACCUGCAGACCAGCAAGUACUGCCCCCUGUGCAGCACCAAGAUCCACGAGACCCAGCCGCUGCUCAACCUCAAGCUGGACCGUGUGAUGCAGGACAUCGUCUACAAGCUGGUGCCCGGCCUGCAGGAGAGUGAGGAGAGGCGGAUCCGGGAGUUCUGCCAGUCCCGAGGCCUGGAGCGGAUCACCCAGCCCAGCAACGAAGACCACGUCUCUGACCGCAUGGGGCUGCCGUGCACCGACUUCGACCACUCCCGGGCUCACUACUACCGCUUCGAUGAACACGUCUCGCUCUGCCUGGAGAAGCAGGGCUCCGGGAAAGAGAAGAACAGGCACGUCCUGCAGCACAAGUACGUUCGCUGUUCGGUCCGGGCCCAGAUCCGCCACCUCCGCCGGGUUCUCUGUUGCCGUCUGGAGCUGGCCCUGCCGCACGUGCACGUGCUCUUUGACAAUGAGGUGCUGCCCGACCACAUGACCCUGAAGCAGCUCUGGCUGUCCCGCUGGUUUGGCAAGGCCUUUGCCUGCCCAGCCGCAGCGGCUGCUCAGAGCCCCGUCCGCUCUAGCGUGCACCCCCCUUGCACCCCCCAGGAAGCAUGGGCUCAGCAGCACGCGGGGCUCAGCUGCAGCCUGGGCCCUCUUCAAGGAAGCCUGGACGGGGGCACGGGGCGACCCGUGGAAAGGGGCACCUCAGUCUUGUAA